This is a messenger RNA of Paramisgurnus dabryanus, 3731 nucleotides long. It is a transcript of the gene casc3, whose product is annotated as casc3 exon junction complex subunit. NCBI's taxonomy places the organism in Eukaryota, Metazoa, Chordata, Actinopteri, Cypriniformes, Cobitidae. The record is from RefSeq and is a predicted model, not a curated record. Gene Ontology annotation, biological process: mRNA processing. Gene Ontology annotation, molecular function: mRNA binding. Gene Ontology annotation, cellular component: exon-exon junction complex.
CAGAUCCGCUUUCCCUUCCUUGAGAGUUAAGAUGGCGGACCGGCGGCGACGGAGACGGCGCGCCUCUCAGGAUAGCGAGGAGGAGGACGAGUCUGCCUCGGGCUCCGAGGGCGGCAGACCCUCAUCGCCCGGCGGGAAGGCUCGCGGAAGAGAUCCCGAGCCGGUUGAAACGCCAGCGGAACGCGUCGUGGCCAAAAGCGACGAUGAGUCGGAGUGUGAAAGUGAAGAUGGCGUAGGUGAAGCUGUGUUAUCAGACUAUGACAGCGCCGAUCUGGAGGAGAAUGAAUCGCAUACCGAGGGAGGUGAGGAAGAGGAGGAGGGUGAGCAUUUUAGCACAGAAGAGGCUUCACGGCCUGCUGCAGAACCCAAACCUGCUGUGGACGCCCCUGUGGAGGAGCUGGAGGCCGAAGAAAGCGAUGGAGGGAUGAAGGAAGGUAAAGCGGACGAGAAGGAAAAUCUAGCCGGAGAGAGGCAGAGUGGUGAUGGACAGGCCGAAACUAAGCUUGAGACCGGCCCUAAAUGUUUACAGGAAAGCACAGAGGACCCUGAGAAUAAAUCGGACAGUAAAGGCAGCCAGAAGCUGGACGAUGAUGAAGACAGGAAGAAUCCAGCAUACAUCCCUCGAAAAGGGCUCUUUUUUGAGCAUGAUGUCAGAGGUCAGACUCAAGAAGAAGAGAGGCCUAAAGGCAGGCACAGGAAGUUGUGGAAGGACGAAGGUCGUUGGGAACAUGACAAGUUUCAUGAAGAUGAGCAGGCACCAAAAUCCCGCGAAGAGCUUAUUUCUCUUUACGGUUAUGACAUACGCAAUGGCACGGGACCAAGUGAAGGACGAUCGUACCGUUCUCGAAAACCCAGACAUGGUUCGCCCAAUCGAGAGCCUAGGCGCCAACGUGACGGCGAAAGGUCUGUUCGUACCACGUGGCAGGGCCCCCCUCCUGGCCAUCGCAAUGCCCCUCGGCCUGUUCCCCUACAGUCAGGGUCAUCCACUGCUCCCCCCGCGGCUUCCAGAACCACUGGACGAACCUCAACUCAGCCCCCUCUGCGUAGUUUCCACAGCAAUCGAGCCCCAUCGGCCCCGCACAGGACAGAAGGUCGAGGAUACCCGAAACCGGGUCUGGACGGCCCGCCGGGUCGGGGUGUGCGGACUCAUCCUGGGGAGGGUGAGAGGGGCCCGAGGCUUAAGGGCCGGGGCAGUUACUCCACCUAUGCUGAUCGUAGCCAGGAUCUGCUGGUGGAAGACAUUCAAAGUGAGGAAGAUGAGGAGGGUGAAAUUCCACUGGCAACAACUACAUACACCGCUCAUCACUACAAGACUGAAAGAGAUAGGGUCCCAUCGCCACGGAAACAGGAGCCAGGAGCGGUGGCGGAAGGAAGCAGUGCGGCAGGACAAAUGCGAGAAUCGUCUCCUCCUCAAGAGAGACAAGUGGAGAAAAAAUCGUACUCGCUUGCACGGAGGGCGACACGAACUCGGCCGUCUGACCUCAGCAAGCAGGCGUCCUUGGAUGAUUCUUCAUCGACGGUGCAGCAAGCGGCAACAUCGGCGAAGGGCGAGUCGUGGCAGGAGCAGAGCGACACGGGAACGCAAGGUGGACUGACAGGGCUUGACCAAGACCUGGCCCGUCUUAGCCUGACGGGACAGAACUGGGCCCAGAGCCCACCCUCCUACCUACAGGCUGAGAUGAGGGGAAUCCGUGGUUCAAUGCACAUGGGUGGAGGCCCUCCACAAUAUGGAAACAUGGAGGAAAUGGGUGUCGGUGGUGGCCGGGCAAAGCGGUAUUCAUCACAGCGUCAGAGGCCGGUUCCCGAACCUGCGCCCAUGCACAUAGGAGUCAUGGAGGGUCAUUAUUAUGAACCCAUGUCUUUCCAGGGACCAAUCUACGCACAUGGGGACAACCCAGCAGCCCUCCCCCCUCAAGGCAUGCUUGUUCAGCCCGAGAUCCACAUGCCGCACCCCACUCACCCUGGACACCCAGCCUUACAUCCGCACCAAUCAGGAGGACCCAUGCCCAAUCCGGCUCUUUAUGCUGCUCCACCCGUAUCUAUGUCACCCGGGCAACCGCCUCCACAGCAGCUUCUACCCCCACCCUUCUAUCCCCCUCCAGGUGUCAUGACCUUCGGGAACACCAACUACCCAUAUCCCGCUGGAGCAACACUACCUCCAAUGUACCCCAACCCCCAGGCACAGUCGCAGGUCUUUGGUGGGGUGACGUACUAUGACACGGUUCAUCAGCAAGCUCAGCCCAAACGCUCCCCACCCCGGCGGUCUUCUCAUCCUGUUACUGUCAGACCUCCACCUCCUGAGGACCAGAGCAGAAAUCCAGCUGAGGAGAUUCGCUCCUAGCUUACACGAAACAAGGCGGCUGUGUGUCAGGACCAUUUUUGUAUAAAUUGAAUUCACUCUUUUGGUUUUAAAUGGAGUAUCUUUUUUUCUUAUUUUUUUCACUUAUGCCUUGCUUGGAUUCACCCUUCAACCAUGGUCCUGGUGUGCAGGUUGUUUGUGUUGUGUUUUUUAACCAGUAAAGUGUUGAUAUCUGUUUGCCUGUGAGUGAAAUAAGCAGGCAGACAUUUUUUCUCCACGAUAUAAAUCUUGCAUCCUUGCCGUCUCUUGUCAGACUGACUGAAAUCGUACAAGACUGCUGGACUUCGAAAUGCCUUCAUCCAAAACCACAAGCGGUAUAGAUGUUUUGUAUCUCCGUUUAGAAAAUUAACGAUGAGAAUUUGAUUAUGUUUGUCAUGGAUCUUGCAUUUUCUUUUAAGUCUCAAACCCAGGAUUUCAGUUUAAGUUAUAGUCUAGAUCCAUGUCAUGCUUCAAAUGGAUUCAUGUAUUUGCAAGAUACUAUGGGGUCAGUGCUGUGGGCUAUGCGUAAUCGCCUACAACUGCAAAGAUGCAUUUUUCUGUAAUUGAAUCCAUACGUUCAUUUUACACGUUUGUCCAGUUUAGGGGUGCUGUGCCAUUCUGACUGCUUUACCCAUUGUGAUUGGUGCUAGGCCUCAGUUAGGAGGCCGAAAACCUUAACCUUGGUUUCCUUUCUGUCCGGUUGGCCCUCGUAUUCUUGACAUUGUACUGUGUUGAAUUCAAUACUGUAAAUUUAUCAAUCUGUCAGAUACCGACCUACUUGACAAUGUAACUGCUUAAAAGCUUUCUAUUGUAAGUGUACAUACUAUUAAAGUAUAUUAAAGCCAGUGGUUUAUGGAGAAAUACUAAACUAAAAUACUAAAUUACUAUGAAAUACUGUUAUUAUUAUAAACAGGGAUACAGCCUCUGGUUUAUUUCUAAGUAUUUCAUUGCAAGUAAUUUUUCCCUCUUCAUUUUAAUAGAUUCUGAUGAUUGCAAUUGUAUACUUUUAGGCACACUGUACAGGCAUGCAUGAUUUUAUAGAUGGGGACUUUGGCUGUGCGCUGUUAUUCUUUGCCCCACUGUGGUAGUGCAAUGGAUGCAUCUUUUUCAAUUGUUCCCUUUAUGAUUGUUACAGAAAAACUAACAGUAUAACUGAUAAGUUGUUUCAAGUGUGUAGACAUGGCUAAUACAAACUAUUAGAAGAUGAUGUAUUACUUUCUAUGCCUUAAUGAACUCCUUGAUUUGACAUAUCCGUUUUGUUUGAUUAGACCUGACAACACUGUGAGGGCUUGUAUGUUUCCUAGUUGUUUGAAAAAAAUGUUGGAAGUGUUAAUUUUUGCGAAUGUUUUGUGGAGCAGUGUCAGGAGAUAAAAAUUAAACUGAAUCAAACGUC